ACUACAGAAGGUUUGCCUUCCAACCACUCCAGAAGAGAGGAUAAACUGUAACGGGACUGCAUAACACAUUUUGUUACUAUGAAUUCGUCAUUAUUAUUGGUACUUUGCGUUGGGUUUUCAGCGCUGUUAGGCGCCCGUGGAGCUCCGGCGCCGUCAGCUGAUGAGGUGAAAUACACGAAGUGUAAAGCGUUGUCUAUCAAACUCAAUGAGAUGGCCAGAGAUUUAUACAACAAGGUGGAGUCUCCAAAAAUUGCAAUUAUCAUUGAUGAGCCUCCAGUGUCUAUAAGACCAAUUGACACAUGUGACCCCUGGAGCCUUCAAAACAACAAAGAGACUUGCCAAUCAAGAAUUAUUCUGGCUCUGAAAAACUACACCAGAAUUUUCCACAAGGAUGGUGUGUUUAAGAAUUCAGCUUGCAGUAACUGGACAAAGGAGGCUAACAAUAUCGCCAACGUUACUGGAGACCUCCUGCGGGUGCUUAAGGAACCGGUGGUGGACGCUCCUUUGACUGCAGUAGGCUGGCACGUCAACGCUCUGUGCCGGGACAGUGUGGAAAGGCUCUACUCCUUCUCUAUCAUAUCUGCACGCGUCUUCUCUUUCCUGGCAUCCCUAGUAGCUCCUACAGUUGAGAUGAAACAGUGUUAGAUUGAGAGGAAAGAGAGAGUUGUGUACAUGUUAGUCGUGAUCACGUUGGUCAAAAUGUUCAAACAGCUUUUGCUGCUUCUACAAAGGUUCUCCUGUGUUAUAAUAACAUGGAUUAAAUUCAUUUUUACUCAAGAGUUAAAUUAACAUUAAGAAUUCAUGUGUGACAUGAGGUGAUAUAUUUAUAUAACUAUUUAUUGUGUUCUUAUUUAUUUCCGUAUUUAUUGUACACUAAUUUUAUGUAACUUCCAAGAAGGUGUGUAAUUUAUAACUAAUAAAUAUAUGAACAAGUAUUUCAGAACUCUGUA
Ctenopharyngodon idella (grass carp) is the source of this 950-nucleotide messenger RNA. RefSeq lists its product as uncharacterized. The record is from RefSeq and is a predicted model, not a curated record. The coding region runs from base 79 to 645 and encodes 188 amino acids. NCBI's taxonomy places the organism in Eukaryota, Metazoa, Chordata, Actinopteri, Cypriniformes, Xenocyprididae. The transcript is spliced from 4 exons.